Molecule: messenger RNA, 1590 nt
Organism: Adelges cooleyi (spruce gall adelgid)
Lineage: Eukaryota; Metazoa; Arthropoda; Insecta; Hemiptera; Adelgidae
Exons: 6
Coding region: 79-1590 (503 amino acids)
Source: RefSeq, a predicted model, not a curated record
CUCCAGUGUGACUUCCAAUUAACUAGUUUUGUCAUAUUAUUCCGGUAAUACUAAAUUAUUUGCAGUUAAAACGAGGCCAUGUCGUUCUCUUGGCCUCCGGUGUUGCUAAUUGUACUAACAGUGGGUUUUUUGCAAUACGGCGAUUCGUGUGUACGUGAAUCAUAUGCAGAAAAAAAAACUAGAGAACACUAUCAACAAUUGCUCGAUAUAGAUACGGGAUACACUCACGAUGAAUUGAAAGAGAACUAUAAUAAAAUGAAGUUGCCUUUUUCAUGGUCAGUGGUGGAACCGAGUGAUGUUACAGAAGUUUACAAAAGACUCCUGUGUAGUUAUGUGUUGCAUUGUGGUCAUUAUAUGAAUUUGAUCGAACCACUGUUGACCAAAGAAGGUAAGGAUGCGUUACAGGGUCUUAUUAACGACAAGAAAGAAUGCGUGUUUUCAUUCGAAGAAGAGGUGAUCGACAUGUUAAACUUUUUAUAUAAUUUCGGUUAUAUCGAUUCUAUCGAUCCGUUAUGGUCCGUGUCCUUGUAUUCGAGAAGUUUGGGCUCACAAGACAUAAAGGAUAUAUUAAACGACGAAGAUACACGAAUCCGACUUUUGAGUGAUCACAAAAAAGUUUCCAUCCAACUUGCAAAAUUCACUGGACAACAAUGCCAGUUUGGAGAUGAUAAUAACAAGUAUGACGACAAGAACGUUAAUUCUGAAUAUUUUAAAUCUCUGCAAGAACUCCGUGCUAUUCCAAAAAUAUCGCACGAGACAAUCAAUGCCUCUGUGGUCGAACUCAAGCAGACAAUCAAAGAUAGAUUUUAUAAUUUAACUCAAUGUAUGACCAUCGUAGAUUGUACAUCGUACUUCAGAUUUGAUCAUUUGCUUUUGACAUCUAAAAUAAAAGACUCUGUUUUGAGACAAUUAUUAAACGACUUUGCAGAAAUUACCGACCAAUUGGAACAAGAAAGUAUAUACCGUCUAAUAAAUGAUAAAUGCUCCAAAAAGCUUGACUUUAAAUCUUUUGGGGCACUGACCAACGACGUUGCGGAAUGCCAAGGUAUUUUAGUGAAUGUUAUAAGAUAUGUCAUACAUUACACCUCGUGGAAACACAUACACCGUCAUACGAUGAAAUUCAAUGGCUUGGGUCUUUUAUGUAUGUUGCUAGUUAGCUCUUUGAAUGUCGUUUCGGGACAUGAAUGUCUUAGUUUAGAACCUGUGAAAGAUUUCGAUAUGAAAAAAAAAAUCGAUGAUAUGGCAGAUCAUGAAGCUAAAUCCGAUUACAAAUUCAUGUUUGGAGCAUUGGAAGCCAAUACAAAUUCACCAUCACAAUUGACUUUUACCGAUCUUAGAAUUGAUUACUCAAAUCCUGCAAACAAGAAACCGUCUAUGGUUGUGUUCAACACUAACUAUGAAUCCUAUGCGGGUGUAUACUUGUUUUCAAGUGUAUUUAAUGGUCAUAUAACACCAGAAGAUCUUAAAUUCAUAAACGUUGACCACGCGGACUGCAACUAUGAGAAUAGUAAUGAUCAGAAAGUCAUUAACGAAGAUGGGGUAGUUUACAUAUCUAUCAAAUGGCUACCAUUUGUUGUACCUGCACCUUAA